AUGUCGCCGCAAGAGAAAAUUGACGCAACUAAGGACCUUAUGGAAGAUUUAGAAGAACAUCGCAACAACAAAUCUUUAAAGAGCCACAAUGUCCCCAUCAGUGCCUUUUAUGACAUCCGUGCUACGUUAGACUCUCUUGCAAAUCUCUCUGCAAGGACUGGAUGUCAUACUGCCCUCAUUACUGUCCGAGGGGACCUGGACCAUUAUAAUCGUCCUUAUGUCUACCUUUCAGAUGAUCAUGUUGGAGACUUCUUUCAGCUUGCUCUCAAGGAGACACCCUCCAACUUUGCGACACGCCUUGAAGGCUACUGUGUCAUUUCUAACUACAAGAAGUCUUUCCUUCAACUUAAAAGCAGGACAUCUGCACUUACCCUUAAUAAGCUUUGUGAAGCAAUGCAGGUGCCCAUCCCCAGGAUGUAUUAUGUAAAUUUUGAUGAGAACAUUAUUGCACAACACAGUGUAGUUCUUGAAAACUGGCCACUGACAAAAUUUGCAAGUCCUGGGGACAUCGGCUUGAUGGUGGAGGUUAAAAUUGUGUAUAAUGCAUUUAUGUCUGGUGCAACAAAAUUUCGCAAGUUAACGGCAGCAGAGUGGCAAGAAUGGGAAGAGGCUAGAUUCAAUCAGGACCUUGAACAUACAGAGGAAGGUGAGGAUCCAUUGCCUGCAUCUACCUCACAGCCAGUGUAUGCUAAACCCGAAUCUGCACCUAUGCAAAGAAAGCAAGCUCACAACGAAGUAGAUGGUGGCAUCAUGCACAUCAUUUCGGGUAUUUCAGGCAUGGGAGGGGAUAAGGUCUCUGUUGCUAAGAAAGCCCGCAAGACACGCUCUGAUAAAGGCACAAAAGAGGAUCGAAACAGCGCACUGAUCAGGCAGGAGGGACUGCUUCAAAUUGAACAUAGAUAG
Molecule: messenger RNA, 903 nt
Organism: Suillus discolor
Lineage: Eukaryota; Fungi; Basidiomycota; Agaricomycetes; Boletales; Suillaceae
Exons: 4
Coding region: 1-903 (300 amino acids)
Source: RefSeq, a predicted model, not a curated record